Poeciliopsis prolifica (blackstripe livebearer) is the source of this 6676-nucleotide messenger RNA. RefSeq names its product copine-9-like. The record is from RefSeq and is a predicted model, not a curated record. Gene Ontology annotation, molecular function: calcium-dependent phospholipid binding. Lineage: Eukaryota; Metazoa; Chordata; Actinopteri; Cyprinodontiformes; Poeciliidae. Bases 177 to 1877 code for a protein of 566 amino acids. Gene Ontology annotation, biological process: cellular response to calcium ion. Gene Ontology annotation, cellular component: plasma membrane. The transcript is spliced from 20 exons.
UCCCCGCUCUUCUGCCCCUCGCUGUGAAUGAAAGCAGAUCCUCAGGUAUGCUUUCACCCACAGUUGCUCUCUUUUGGCCGCCAGCAGCAUCCUCCGAGCCAGGGGACCGGAAGCGCCGGAUGUGGGAGACAAUUUAAAGGAAGUUUAAAGGCAGGGAAACGACGAAGCAUCUCGUUAUGGCGACUAUAGGAGACUUCGACCCUCUGAACUCCGCUGUGCCUGCCACCAAAAUCGAAGUGACCGUGUCCUGCAGAAACCUUUUGGACAUGGACACCUUCUCCAAGUCAGAUCCAGUGGUCGUGUUGUACAUUCAAGGUCUGGGUACCAAAGAGUGGAGAGAGUUUGGCCGAACUGAGGUGAUUGAAAACACCCUGAACCCAGACUUUGUGAGGAAGUUUGUUCUUGAUUACUUCUUUGAAGAGAAACAAAACCUUCGCUUUGAUGUGUACAAUGUGGACAUGAGGAGCUGCAAUCUGUCCAAACAUGACUUUCUGGGUCAGAUAUUCUGCACUCUUGGAGAGAUCAUUGGCUCCCCCGGCGGCAGACUGGAAAGGACGCUCUCUGGAAUACCUGGGAAGAAGUGUGGCUCCAUCGUCUUCACAGCCGAGGAGCUCAGCAACUGCCGGGACAUAGCCACCAUGCAGUUCUGUGCCAACAAGCUAGAUAAAAAGGAUUUCUUUGGGAAGUCCGAUCCUUUCCUUGUCUUCUAUCGGAGCAAUGAAGAUGGAACGUUCACAAUUUGUCACAAGACUGAGGUGAUCAAGAACAAUCUGAACCCUGUCUGGCAGUCAUUCACCAUUCCUGUUCGAGCUCUUUGCAACGGUGACUAUGACAGGACAGUGAAGGUGGACGUUUAUGACUGGGACAGAGAUGGGAGUCAUGAUUUCAUCGGAGAGUUUACCACCAGCUACAGGGAACUGUCCAGAGGCCAAAGCCAGUUCAAUGUCUAUGAGGUUUUGAAUCCUAAAAAAAAAGGAAAGAAGAAGAAAUAUGUCAAUUCAGGGACGGUGACUCUCCUGUCUUUUAAAGUGGACUCGGAGCACACAUUUGUCGACUACAUCAGAGGAGGGACACAACUGAAUUUCACGGUGGCAAUAGACUUCACUGCGUCCAAUGGAAAUCCUUCCCAGCCCACUUCUCUGCACUACAUGAGUCCAUACCAGAUGAAUGCGUAUGCCAUGGCCCUGAAGGCUGUGGGGGAGAUCAUUCAGGAUUACGACAGUGACAAGCUCUUCCCUGCAUACGGCUUUGGGGCUAAACUACCUCCAGAUGGCAAGAUCUCCCAUGGCUUCCCACUGAAUUCUAACACAGAGAAUCCGAACUGUGUGGGGAUUGAAGGCGUGCUGGAGGCUUACUUCCACACCCUGCGAACCGUCCAGCUGUACGGCCCGACCAACUUCGCUCCAGUCAUUAACCAGGUGGCUCGGUGCGCCGCAGAAGUGACGGAUGGCUCGCAGUACUUUGUGUUGCUGAUGAUCACAGAUGGCGUCAUCUCAGACAUGGCUCAAACUAAAGAGGCGGUUGUCAAUGCGGCGUCGCUGCCCAUGUCUCUCAUCAUCGUGGGAGUGGGCCCCGCUGAGUUCGACGCGAUGGAGGAGCUGGACGGGGACGAAGUCAGAGUGUCCUCCAGGGGACGAUUCGCCGAGAGGGACAUCGUCCAGUUUGUUCCUUUCCGGGACUACAUCGAUCGGUCGGGUAACCAGGUCCUGAGCAUGGCCCGGCUGGCUAAGGACGUCCUGGCAGAAAUCCCCGAUCAGCUGAUGUCUUACAUGAAGAGCCGGGGGUUUGAAGCACGACCUCCGAGACCCGCCACCUCUGACCCCACCUCUGACCCCAGCAGCGCUGAAACCACAAAGCAGAGCAACGCUCGUCCCUGACUGACGGCAGCAAGCAGUGAAGAGCAGAAGCUAGCUUGAGAAAAUGACUGUGUUUGUGUGCGUGCGUGUGUGUCUGUGUGUGUGUUUGGGUGUGUGUCCCCUUCUGUGUGUAUGUGCAAGUGUGUAAGGUGUGUAACUUCAGGGUUGGUUGGCAUAAACCAAAUCAGUAAACUGAGCCUAAAAGAGAGACGGCGCCUCUUUUCCGUUUUCUACAACUAUAUCUGAGGUAUCAGGGUAGGAGGUCGGAGGUCAAAACUUUUAUUUCAUCCUUUUUAGUUAGUUUUUUUAAGGUCAGGCUUCUUCAGCACCUACAAAGUGAAGCAUUCUGCCAGCACAUCACACAACUCAAAUAAUUCAUUUUGUUCAGUUAAAUGUCCACCAGACUUCAGGUCCGCAGCUGCUGCUGUCUUUGGUGGCUCCUGCGGAGCCUGAGACACUUCGACCGGUUCUAGCAGAACGUUUGUCCUCGUCUGAUUGUUUCAACGCAGGCCGUUCAAAACGUUUGACACAAGCUAAAAUCAAAGAAGCGAGGAUCGCUUAGAGAAGCGUUCAUAUCACACUGGCCAACAGCCAGAAAAUUGUCUUGGUUUUUUUUAUUGUUUUAGGGUCACUUUGAUGAGCUGAAUCCAGAAAUCACAUUGGUUUUUCUCAAUCAGGUCAACUUUCUGAAGCAUGGAGCAACAUGAGCAUCAAAAUGCAAGACACUGAGAAUCUGGAUCAAUGAGUGAAGAGCAGGAGGAGAGACUCCAUCAGGACAGAAAAGAGACGGAGAAUUUUACACAAUGAAGACGAAAUGUUUGAUUUACAUGUACUUACCCUUAUCACUGUUUAUUGUUCGGUGUACAGAAAUCCUUGUUUGUAACAUUUAAUUAAUAUACUGUGUUAGAAAACAUUUCUUUUUCUCCAAAAAUCUUUUUUGGAUAAGAAAUAUUAACAGAAAUGAACUGAUAAAGUCACAAAAUCAUCACUUUAGUCGGAAGAUUAGAUUUCUCGAAAUUAAACUAGAAUAAAAUCCUGACCUGAUUGAGAAAAAUGGUCGCUUUUGGAUUCAGCCGUGCAAAAUCAUCCUAACUCACAAACACAAACAACUUCCAAAAAAAUAUGUUUUUUUGGAACCCGGUGUCAUUUAUUGAGAAAAUAAAAGCUGGAUAUCGAUCUCGGUCUCCCAAAGAAUAUUAAAUGCUGACAGAACAGGAAACUUUGUAUUCAUCUAGGUAAAUAUGAAAUCUUUUUUUUAUAUAUAUAUAUACCCAAUUUGAAUUACAAAGUAAUAUUUUUAAUAAGACAUUAUUGUUUGUAGCAAGGUGAGUUAUCAAAAAAGAAAACAAUAUAGUGCAGUGGCUGUUUAAAUGCACCCUGUCAUAAUUUCCCAAUCUAACAUACUUUUGUCACUUUGUCACUUAAACUACAAAAAACACAAAAUCUCACCAUGUUUUUUUGUGUAGUUUUUAGUGCAAAUAUCUUAGUCUUCAUGAAAUAAGAAAAAAACACCCUAUAAGUAACUUUUCUAGAAGACGUAGGAGCUCGUUUUAAGUAAAUCAUUAUUUUUGAUGAAAAAGUUCUAGUUCCGUUGGCAGAUUAUAUCACUAAUAACAUGGGAAAAAUGUCUUGUUGUAAGUGAAAUGAUCUGCCAGUGGAACUGGUCAUUUCUUACUUAUGGGAGGUUAUCAAUCAGCAGAUACUUACAUGUGAACCCGGUCUUAUUUAUCUCAGCAGAGGUAUAAAAAUCAAUCGCUCUCCUCUUCUGCUCUGCAGAGAAAGAGGCUUGACUGUUGGCUCCGCCCACCAGGUCAGGUCUGCCUUUACAGUUAGCAAUAUUCACUCUACUGUUGCAGACUCAGCGACUUUCUUGCUAUAUAUAGCAACAUUUCAGACAAAAAAAAAGCAAACAAAAAAAUUGAUAUAGGCCAAAAUUAGAAUUAGCAGGUCAGGCUGUUAUAAUAUCAGUAAUCUGCGAUUUGGCCUGAAAACUGCAAUCAGUGCGAAACUAAACAUAAUAAGUAUAAUCUGAUUAGUCAGUGUGCUAAUCAGAUCAAUAUACUGUCUUUUUUUGAUUAAACACAGUCGGAAUGAAGUUAGCAAGUCAGUUUGUGUGAAAACAAAAAAAUACUCAUUCACUUAAUGAAUUAAUAUACACAUAACCACUUUGUCAAUUGUAGAAACAAACAAACAAACAAAAAACUCAGUCAAAAUUUUCAAAGCACAACAAAACUUUCCACUAUUUGUCCUGCUUUCUUCAUCAGCUGAGUUUGUUGUCAUGGUGUAAUCGUUUCUUUUGAUUUUUCUCUCUCUUCAUUUUUUUAAUCAACCCAGAUCUCACAGGAACAAAUUAUAUGUUUAAUUAUACAACAGCAACCAAGAUUUGCUCCCGCGUGUUUUCACGGACAGGGGUGGCGUGAGGGCCGCGCGUUUUCAGGUCACCGUUUGGAAGUAGAGCGAGUCUAAAUGAAUCCCACACGGACGGGACGGGAGGGGACGGGGCCCUGCAUCCCUCGACCAGAGAGCGAGGGAUGCAGGGCCCCAUCAGAAAGCAGAUUUUAACCCGCCCCCCUUCCCUCUGUCCUGCUGCUCCUCUGUCUAUUCCCGCUGUGGGACGUUAGGGGUAAAUGUUGCAUGAGGCCGACGCCGCCGUCUCGAGCACAUUCCGCUGUUUGGAAAAUGAACGGCCUCCGGUCCAGACCAGAACGCGUCACGUGUAGCGGAGGAUGAGAGGAGAGAUCCAGGCCGCUUUUAUUCACUUUGAUUCUCCACGAAGGAAGAAGAGGGGAUUCAUUGCUUUUUCUCCUCAGCUUUUGUCGGGCGCCAUGAAUUAUUCACGGAAAGUAAGCUGCUGCUCAGAGGGAGUGAAAAGCCUCCGUGUUUUGUUAUGGUGACCCUGAAGACCUCAGUGCAGAGCAGAUGGACGGAGAGCAUGAGAGCAGAAACAGCAAAAACACUAAACAAGUGUUUCUGCUGGUGUCUUAGUACACUUGAAAUAAGACGAAAGUAACUUAUAAGCACCUUUCUGGCAAGACACAAGAACUUGCUUGAAGUAAAUUAUACUUUAAUGUUGAUCAGAACGCACUAGUGUUAGAUUAUUUAACUUAAAACACAAGAAGAUGUCUUGUUAUAAGUGAAAUAAUCAAUAUUAAGGAAUUAUUCCCUUAAAACAAUCUCCUGUAUCUUGCUGAGAAGUUACUUAUUAGUUAUUUGUGUCUUAUUUGGAGGUAUUUGCAGUGGAAACUGGAGCAAAAAUACCUGGAACAUUUUAGUGUUUCUUGCAGUUGAAGCCCUCAGGUGAAUUUACAAACUUUCGUCGUUUGCUUUGCUUUUCAAUCAUUUUUCUGCAGGUGUUCUGUUGCGUUUCUGCGACCCAGAAGUAUCUGAACAUCAACGCGGCGGCUUUAAAUCAGUAAUUAACGUAGAUGGUUUGACGCACAGCUGAUGGAAGAAACUAGAUCGUUUGAGGUUUUACUCAACGAUCAAAAUGGGUCUUUUGUGCUUUAUUCUUGUCAUCAACUCUCAAAAAUGUUUUGUACAUGUCUCAUUGAGAUCCAAGAUUUUAUUUACAAGAGAGACCUGCUUUGAUCGUUUUUAUUUUAUUAACAAUUGAAAAGUAGAAUGCAGUUAAGUUCCAUUUGAGAUGUAGUUGUCUACUACAUUUCAAGCUCAAAACGAGAGCCUGUUUCAUAAGACAUUUUUUUCUUUUUGUCUUAAAAGAAUCAGAGUGGAUAGCUCCAGGACGCUCCUGACCAAAAAGGAAAAUGCUUUUUUCCUAAAUUCUGGGUGGUGAUAACAGGACGUUAAAAGCUGUAUGUCUGAGUAUAACUGAGCUCCGAUGGGUUUCCUCUUACUGUGAAAGGUUGUGCUUCCUCCUGUGGUGCACGACGCAAUAAACAAAAACAACACUUUGCGCAUUUUGCUUCAGUCGUUCCAUGUUUGACGUUUAGCUCUCACUACGGUGUUCAACAGAAAUCUUACCAAGUAUUUUUGGUCUAGUUUCUAUUAAAGGUAUCUUAGUACACUUCAAAUAAGACAAAACUGAGUUAGAAAUACAUUUACUGAAAGAUAUGGGGGCUUGUUUAAAGUCAAUAAUUCCUUAAUAUUGAAGUAGAAGUUCUAGUUCCAAAGGCAGGUUUUUUCUCUUAUGAUGUAGGGGGAAAAAUUUAUUAUAAGUUAAAUAAUCUGCCUAUGGCACUAGCACUUUGAAAAAUCAAUAUUGAAAAAUAAUUAACUUAAAACAAGCUCCUAAAUCUUCCUGAAAAGUUACUUGUAAAUUAUACUAGUUCAAGUGUACUCAGAUGUUUGCACUAGAAACUAGACCAAAACUACAGGAACCACUUUAUUAAAGUAUGAUCAUUUUAGCACCUGUGAUGUUAGAAGGGAAAUAGAUACGUGGCCUUAUUUCUGUCAUAGUCCUGCAAGGGGGAAAUCUAUUUUUAUAUGACAACACAAGAACUUUGUCAUUUUGCAUGUUCAUGUGGCUCUGAUUCUGUUCAGUGUUUUCAUCCUGUCAAUUACUCUGGACGACAUUUGAUCGUUUUUGUUCUGACUUGUGCACUGUGCAGGGGUGUUCUUUAUUAUUUAUUUUUGUUGUUUUGUACAGCAUCAUUGAACGAACUGCCAGCAUGAUGACCCAAAAUAUGUAAAUAAGUGGAAAACAGUCUCUAGAGUAGGUUUGAGCAGCAUGUGCUUAAAACGUGCAUGCUUUAAUGUAAUGACCAACACUGCACCAUUUGAUUUAUUGGGUACAUUGUACAAGCAUGCUGAGCUUGUUGCACUGUGUAAACAUUCUGAAUUAAACCCACUAAGAAAUGUUG